GACAAAACUAAAAAGCAAAUUAUACCACAAGAUUUGUAUAAUGCUUUCAAUCAGAAUAAAGAUAAAUAUGGAAAUGACAUUGAAGCUGCCAUACAACUGUUAAAAACUAAAUAUGAAGCAAAAGUUGAAAUUCUAAAGGAGAAUUCAGAAUUUCAGGGUAUGUACUUUUCAAUUCCAGAAAUGAGGCAGAAUAUGAGUAAAUACCCUGAAGUAGUGUGUGUAGAUUCUACAUACUAGAUUUUCAACUUAAGAUUUUCUCUGAUGCUUUUUGUUAUUGAAGAUGGGGAAGGACGAAGUCAGAUUGUAGGAGUAGGCAUUUUAGUUAGCGAAUUUCGACCUAUAGUAAAAUGGUUGAUGGAAUGCUUCAAAGAAGAUAAUUUAGAAGCUGUCCAAAAGACACGUGGUUUUAUCAGUGACAAGGAUCUAACUGAGAGAUCUGUUAUUCGAGAACUUUUUGAUUGGGCGAGAUUAUUUAUCUGUCAAUUUCACACGUUAAGAAUAUUUGGCAGGGAAAUAUGCCCAACAAAAAUGAAAAUCACUAAAGAAGAAAAAGAGAAUGCUCUUCGGUGCUUGGAUAGUAUGGUCAAAAGUUCGUGCCAAAUGGAUUAUGACAAUGCUCAUUCAAAAUUCAUUUCGACUGCUCCUAAAGUUAUACAAGAUUAUUUUAUCAAAAAUUGGCAGGAUAUUACUGACGAAUGGGUAAAAUUUAAGAUUUUCAACUUGAAUUUCAAAAAUUUAACUAAUAACAGGAUUGAAUCUCUAAAUGGAAAGCUAAAAUAUGAGAUUGGGUUAUACAAUUCAUUGACAGAGUUUAUUAAAAAUUGUUUUAAAUGGGCCAAUUAUAGAUUAAAAUGUAAUAGAUUAAAAGAUAUUCAGGAUGUAUUAAGAAUUAAUCCCAAUGACGUUGUAAUCACAGACUUUGAAAAAGCCAAAGUUUUAUACAAGGAAUGCUUAACUCACUAUGCUUAUAAAGUAGUUCUAGAACAGUUUGAAUAUUUUGAAUUCAUGACAUUGCUAAAUUUUGAUGCUGUAUCACAAACAUGUACUGCUAUAUGUCGCAAAGAAGAAAUUUAUAUCACUCCAUAUACAUGCACUUGUUUUGAAAUGACCAGUAUGGGAUUACCAUGUCGUCAUAUUCUAGCUAUACGUUUAGCUUUGAAAAUGUCUCUUUUUUGUAGACAUCUGUUUGGAGAGAUGGUUAAAAAGUUCAGAAAACAAGCGUCUUUCAAAAAGUUUUGAAUCAUCGCCAAAUCUAAACACAUUUUUUGGACAAUCACCAAGACCGAAUACAUCUUUAGUACAAUCACCAAGACCGAACAUAUCUUUAGUACAAUCAUCAAGACCAAACACAGUUAAGCCCUCGGUUAAAGCUAUUGAGAAAAAAUCGUCAUCAAGUAGUAGAAACCGUAUUAAGAAUGCAAAUAAAAAGGAUACAACUGAAACUGUAAUUAAAAAAGUCAACACUCCAAGUCGGUUAACCAUUGGAGAAAAAAGGCGGAGGUUAAAAGUAAUAAUGGAUGAAUUGAUGGAGGUAAUUACUGAACAAUCAGAUCUAAUGUACCAUUUAAGCUCAGCAACUAUGAAAAAUCUACUAGAACAUUACAAGGGGCUUGGUUGGAGGGCGCGAGAGCGCCAACACGUGUCUCGAGCGAGACCGACAGUUUCGGUAGUUUUUGAGUGGGAAGAAGGGGAGAAAAAAUAAAAAGCAAGCAAAAAAGGAGGAAAGAUAAAGUGUAAGAAGAAGUGUGUGAAAGAAGCAAGAAGAAAAAGUGAAUAGGAAAAGAAAAAGAGAGGAAGAACAGGAAAGCGGGCACAAAAGGUUAGAAAGCCACGAGUGUCAUGGCGGACGGUAAACCGAAAGGAGCGGGAAACAGCGGAGAGAAGAGCGCGGCGAGCAAAGAUAAGGAGGAGAAGAAAAAAGUAAUAACAAGACAGUCAACUUUAGAAGGCUUAGUAGGAGGAAGAAAAGUGACGUUCAAAGACGAGGCGGAAGUGAAGAAAGUGUGGGAUGAAUUAGGAGCAAUGAAAGAACAGAACAAGAAAAUAAAGGAGAAAAUCGCGAAAGAAGGAAAGGAAAGAGAUAUAGAGAUGAGGAAAAUAGAAAGUGUAGUGAGAGAGCUGAAAGAAGAAUUGAAAAGUGGAAAGGAAAAGAUGGAGGCCAUGGAAGAGAAGGUGGAAAGUUUGGAGAGCACGGUAGCGGAGUUGAACGAGAGGCUAACGGCGGCAACGGAGAGGCAGGCGGAGACAUCAGCCGAGACGGGAGAGUAGCCGUUCGACGCCGGAGCAACAGAGGGGGCGAGAGGCUCCACUUGGAGCUUAAGGAGCGGGACGAGCAUGCGGUCGAUGCGCAGCGGCAGAAGCACAGCACGAAGCGGCAGCAGCUGGGGCACCGGUGCGUCAGAUGCGUUCUCAGGGAGAGAGGUGAGUUUGAUGAAAAAGAUGUUAUAUAAUAAGGAUAGGGCGGAAAGAGCGUGCAACAUCGUAGUGAAAGGGUUGGCCGAACACAUGGUAGAAUUAGAAAGGUUGAUAGGAAAGAAAGAUGAGAUGAAGAAUUGGGUAGAAAAAUUAAUAGAGGAAAAAUUAGGAACAGAAGUAAAAGU
Messenger RNA from Nasonia vitripennis (jewel wasp), 2600 nucleotides. Its product is annotated as GRIP and coiled-coil domain-containing protein 2-like. Gene Ontology annotation, molecular function: zinc ion binding. NCBI's taxonomy places the organism in Eukaryota, Metazoa, Arthropoda, Insecta, Hymenoptera, Pteromalidae. The record is from RefSeq and is a predicted model, not a curated record. The coding region runs from base 1840 to 2268 and encodes 142 amino acids. The transcript is spliced from 2 exons.